CACAAAGUGCUACUUGGCUAGAAAGAUAAAACUAGAGGACCCAACACACCGAGGCAGCUCAUAUAAAUCAACAAGAUCAAAUCAAUUCUUUUACCAUGGUUGACAAUAUUGUCACUAUGACUGUCGGGUUAGUUUUGAUCGCCACAGCUCACAUGAUUUCCAACGGCUCCAGCCAAGCAGGGGUCACCGGGACCCUCGGCAGCAACAUCACCCUUCAAUUUCGAUUCAAUGACACUGUCCUUCAUCAUAACAGUCACGUUGCAGUUUAUGUAAAAGGCGAGAGAAAGAUUUAUGAGUGUAAAAAGGCCAAAGCUUGCUCAGGAGGAUGUUUUCUUAACAUUGACCUUAACAAAACCUCUGUUGAGUACCACAUUACAAAUCUCAGAUUAAAUCACAGUGAUCUUUACUGGGUCAGUUUGUUCGACUCGGUACCUCCCAUAGACAGUAAUAAGGUGCAGCUGAUCGUCAAAGAGGAGAACAGAAGCAGCACAGUUCCUCCGUUGCCGACUCACAUCACAAUAAUCGAAGACAGUGGAAGUUCCAGUUUCUUUUCCUUUCACAACGUCAUUGUCCUUGUGGUUUUACCUGUAGUGCUGCUGGCUGCAGCACUUCCCUUGUUGAUCUGGUGUCUCGUGAGUACCAAAGAACAACAACAACCACAGCAACGAAACUCUAAUCCCACAGUACAGGAAACAAGCCUGGAAUCCAACAGGGUACCUCCACCCUCACUGGUUUACAGCAUCCUGGACUUUCCUAAAAGACCUUCUCCAAUUUUGGGGAUUAAUCCAAAUGACACAGAAUACGCAGCCGUCAACUAUCUCCCAGAAAAUAGAAUGUGACACACAGCUGAAUGUAAACCGACUAGUCUGUCUUGGUUUGAGUAAAGGUUUUCCAGAUGACUUAUAUACUGUCUAUAUAAACUAAAAAUAUAUUUCUCGGAGGUGAUGAAUGCUGUUUUUGUAAUAGAGCCAUGAACCCUCCAGGAUGUGAGCUUCUUGCAAUAAAUUACAAACAAUGCAGUUUUGACUUGAUGGGUCAUAAGUAUGUAGGUCUCGCUUUGUUUUUGGUGGUCGCAAGAUUGAAUGUUGACAGUUGCCAGUGGCAAACCACAAGCCACCAUAUACACUGUCGCAGUAACAAACCAACUUUGCUUUAUUUGUUUCAGGGGAAUUUUGUCAUUGUUAACAAAUGCCCUAAAAAGACUGAAACCACCAAUGAACUGAUUUUACUAACAUCCUACUAACAAAUGUCCCACGUAACUAAAGUCUAUAGAGCUUCCAUUGUAAUUUAUUCAAAUAGAUUAAAUUUCGUGUUCCUGGGGAAAUAUUCUGAGAAUGUUUUUUUGUUGAUGAUAACAAAAACGUUGAAAACUGCCAACCUUAUCUUUUAAAGUAGCUAUUUGUAAGUUUUGCCAUUGCUACAUAGCAGCUGUUUACUUGCCAGUCUUGCUAAGAGUUUCAACCAUUGAUGCAUUUACAAUACAGGAGGUUAUAAUCUGCCUACUGAGUGGCAGUACUGCUUCAGGGCAGCCUGGAUGCUACAAUGACUUCUAAUUGGAAGUUGACGAGAGGUGCCGGCAGGGCAGGAGCUAUCUGGUUAGCUUGCUUGCUGGCUAGCUUGAUAAUUUAAGUAGAAGAAAAUAAGUGAUAGUAAUAGAAGCAAAACAAGGGGGUUGCUUUCCAUUGCUAGAGACAGCGCUUGGUGAGUACAGGAUUGAAGUUUGAUGCUGAACUCACAAUAUUUCUUCUAGACUGGUAAGUGAACAGCUGGUAAUGCUAACGUUGGCUAUGUAUAAAUAACAAAACUUACCAAUAGCUCCUUUAAGUCACAUUACAGCUUAAGUACCCAUAGAUAAUAUUGUCACCAUGUGUGUAACUACACUUCUAAGGCUGUGGAGGUGUGAUAUCUUUGUGAUAUCUUUAGUAUUUUGCAUAUCCUCUGUUAAUAUUUAGUUUUCAUUCCAUUUAUCACAGUUUUGAACUUUUGACUCAUCAACCUUCCUCUGUUUAUGGCUUUUAAAAUAAACAAAGCCAAAAAUAACUAGUGAAAUGAAACAGGGACAUGGUGAAAUCUUAUUUGUAGAUAAAGAUCUGUUACCAGCUCAACAGUAUUGUAUCACAGAAUACAGAUGUGAUCUUUCCAUCUACUGACAGUUUUUUCACACUCAGUAUUACACAUACAACAUCUGACACUAUCUCACUACCAUUUUCCAUUGCAUGGCAUCUGAAGUUCUCUUUUAACUGAGUGAUGUUUUAAUAGAUUUGUCAGACAAAUUAUUGAUUUAGUUCUCAUACCAUGUAUUUUUAUGUGUUACAAAUGUAUUAUGUAGAAUAAAACUCACCCAACAUAUGUACAUGCUAGUGACAGGCAUCUCACAUGUUGGUUGUUACUCAGGAAGGAAAAUAACUGACUAAGCAAGUAAAUAAUGACAGUGGUGUUAAGAUCGAUGGUCACAUGGCAAUGCAACCAAACACAGACUGAAGGUUCAUCUCUGUUCUGAAAACCUUGGCGGUGAAAUAGCAAAAGUAAAAGCUACAAAGCUACAAAGUUUAUUGUCCCAACAGGUGUUAUUAUUUCACAUAUUACUGAACAGUUUCUUCCUGAAAAGCACACAGUAUUUUGUGAGUGAAUGUCAAAAUAAGAAACUUUUGUGUGUGUAAAUAAUGUUGUGUUCAUAAUUGUCGGUUCUAUGAGUCUCAUGUACUGUAAGUAACAGCAGAGCAUGUUCGAGGCACUAUAUGAAAUGAGAUCAAAUGCACUGUGCAUGGUUCACAUUGUGUGUUAGUUGUAAAAAAAAAAAAAGAAGUAUUCUUGUACUUGUUAAGCUUGUGCCCUGAAUAAAA
Molecule: messenger RNA, 2843 nt
Organism: Seriola dumerili (greater amberjack)
Lineage: Eukaryota; Metazoa; Chordata; Actinopteri; Carangiformes; Carangidae
Exons: 5
Coding region: 96-839 (247 amino acids)
Source: RefSeq, a predicted model, not a curated record